CACAACUGUCGAAACUUUUUUUUUAUUACACAACAAUAAAUGAUAAAUUAAUGCAUUGGCGUCUAUAAAAAAUUAUGUUAUUAAAAGCGCCUCUACAUUUCACUUUUUAAACUAUUUUACUGACGCCAUUUUGCCUAUCCGCCAUUAUACACAUAUUUAGCGCCCAAAAACAAUAUGUCAACAUCCAACAUAAUAUGUAAUCUCAAGAAUUUAUUAAUAUUCAUUAAUAAAUCAACUAACGAAAAAUGAUUGUGUGUAUUUUACUUGAAUAAUCUCAAAAAUUACAAUAAAAAAAUGAGAUAAUAGACAUGAUAUGUGGGCAAGGAGGGUUUUGACAAGUUCUAAGGAACAUCAUGAAAUGCCAAGAAAAAAGAUAGUUUCAUUAGCUUGCAAAAAAAAAAUAAUAAAUACAGUAAUUAUGAGAUUAUAAUCACACAGAUAAUUCAACUCAAUAAUCACUCAAUAUCACAAAUAUAUUUUCCCUGUCGUUCUUCAUGAGAAACGUAUUAUAUUAAUCUGGGAGACCUAUUUGCCAAGUUGACCUAUUUCAUCAUAUUAGCAAUACUUGAAUAUAUUCCAGGCGAACUCAUGAGUCAAUUCUUUAAAGUAGUCAUAAUAAUAACUGUUGAAUCAUUUUCUCGUAUAAUGUUUUAAUUCUAAUAAAAUUUUUUAUACACGUUGAUGAAUUUAUUUAUUAUUUAUCAUGUAAUAAAAAAAAAAAGUUUGACAGCUGUGUACAGUGGUGUGAGUGAGAGUUUGAUAAAUCAUUUAGUUCAUUUUAUAAAAAAAGAGGGCACUUUCAACUAUCAUACACUUUAUGUAGUAUGAUACGUAUCAUACGUAUGAUUGUAUGAUACCCCGAAAAUCGUCGAAUAACCCAUCACUGGUGCAUUGCAGUGGUAAAUGGUAAUAAAAAAAAAAAACAAACCAUGGCUCAACAACCAAAAGACCUCCUAAGUGCACUGACAGCUUAUGAGCGUGCUCGUGAAAGAGAGGAAGCAUCCCGGGCACGACGCAGAGCUGAUCUUGCUCGACGUCACGAGCAAGCUCAAGCUAGUCUUUAUUUGAUUGAAGCAGAAGCCCUUCAAGAAGGCUACGAAAUGCCAGCUUCAGCUUUUCGUGGUGUUUAUUUUCAUGAUGCUGAUAAUCGUGAUGAUAAUCGUGGUAAUCUUGAUGGUGCUGUGGAGCUUGAUAAUGUUGGAGGUGCUGAUGCCAUCGAUUUGAGAGUUGCUCGUCGGGAAGAAAUGUUGAGAGGUGUACCAGUCGGUGGUAUUGCUGGUGGUGCUCAUAAUAUUCAUGGUGUUUUUGGUGCUGGGGCUGGACGUGGUAAUGGUGGUACUCUUGGAGGUCGUGCUGGAGGUGUCAUUCUUGGUCAGAUGCCAGUCAACGAGUUUGAAAGUUCCAGGUACUGGCGAAAGCAGUACUUCCAAUUAAUACUUGGUGGUGGUGGUGGUGGUGGUGGUGGUGGUAAUCGAGGACCAGGAAAUAACACCAGGAGACGAGGACGAGGACAAGGUAGACAAGGUGGUAGACAAGGUGGUCGAAAUGGACCCGCCAAUGUCUUCUAUUUGGGACAAUAA
This is a messenger RNA of Aphidius gifuensis, 1580 nucleotides long. RefSeq names its product circumsporozoite protein-like. The record is from RefSeq and is a predicted model, not a curated record. NCBI's taxonomy places the organism in Eukaryota, Metazoa, Arthropoda, Insecta, Hymenoptera, Braconidae. The coding region runs from base 930 to 1580 and encodes 216 amino acids. The transcript is spliced from 3 exons.